Messenger RNA from Carlito syrichta (Philippine tarsier), 3930 nucleotides. It is a transcript of the gene TMEM168, whose product is annotated as transmembrane protein 168. NCBI's taxonomy places the organism in Eukaryota, Metazoa, Chordata, Mammalia, Primates, Tarsiidae. The record is from RefSeq and is a predicted model, not a curated record. The transcript is spliced from 5 exons. Bases 391 to 2484 code for a protein of 697 amino acids.
GUUUGACCCCGGCGACGCUCCGUACCGUCGCGGAUUCGGCGCCGGAAACAUGGCGGCCGCGGCCGGGCCGGUAACGGAGAAAGUUUCUACCGAGACUGGCCUGUACUAGCGCGUACGGCCUCGGCCCCUCGUUCCCUCUGCUGUGCCACCUCCCUGUUCCGAGUCGCAUGCUCAGCCCUCAGCUCCCUCCAUCCCCGUUGCUGUGGUGGCUUCGGGACAGACUCAGGGUUGCGAGAGCGUCGGUGGCGACGGCCGAGUCAGAGCACUAUAAACAAAAUUUCUACCUGAGAAAAUGUUGAAAUAGGAGCUACGGAUACAGUGGAUUUACUGAAUGAAAUACAAGCAGUUAAUUUUUGUAACGUGGGGAAGAAGCCUAAAUUGCCAGUUUACAUGUGUAAAUCACUGCGUUAUUGCUUUAGUCAUUGUCUCUAUUUAGCAAUGACAAGACUGGAAGAAGUAAAUAGAGAAGUGAACAUGCACUCUUCAGUGCGGUAUCUUGGCUAUUUAGCCAGAAUCAAUUUACUGGUUGCUAUAUGCUUAGGUCUUUAUGUAAGAUGGGAGAAAACAGCAAAUUCCUUAAUUUUGGUAAUUUUUAUUCUUGGUCUUUUUGUUCUUGGAAUUGCCAGCAUACUCUAUUAUUAUUUUUCAAUGGAAGCAGCAAGUUUAAGUCUCUCCAAUCUUUGGUUUGGAUUUUUGCUUGGCCUCCUAUGUUUUCUUGAUAAUUCAUCCUUUAAAAAUGAUGUAAAAGAAGAAUCAACCAAAUAUUUGCUUCUAACUUCCAUAGUAUUAAGGAUAUUAUGUGCUCUGGUGGAGAGAAUUUCUGGUUAUAUCCGUCAUCGACCUACUUUACUGACCACGGUUGAAUUUCUGGAACUUGUUGGAUUUGCCAUUGCCAGCACAACUAUGUUGGUGGAGAAGUCUCUAAGUGUCAUUUUACUUGUUGUAGCUAUGGCCAUGUUGAUUAUUGACCUCAGAAUGAAGUCCUUCCUAGCUAUUCCAAACUUAAUUAUUUUUGCAGUCUUGCUAUUUUUUUCCUCAUUGGAAACUCCCAAAAAUCCAAUUGCUUUUGCAUGUUUUUUUAUUUGCCUGAUAACUGAUCCUUUCCUUGACAUUUAUUUUAGUGGACUUUCAGUGACUGAAAGGUGGAAACCAUUUUUGUACCGUGGAAGAAUUUGCAGAAGACUUUCAGUCGUUUUCACUGGAAUGAUUGAGCUUACGUUUUUUAUUCUUUCAGCAUUUAAACUUAGAGACACUCAUCUCUGGUAUUUUGUAAUACCAGGCUUUUCCAUUUUUGGAAUUUUUUGGGUGAUUUGCCAUAUUAUUUUUCUUUUAACUCUUUGGGGAUUUCAUACCAAAUUAAAUGACUGCCAUAAAGUAUAUUUUACCCACAGGGCAGAUAACAAUAGCCUUGAUAGAAUAAUGGCAUCCAAAGGGAUGCGUCAUUUUUGCUUAAUUUCAGAGCAGUUGGUUUUUUUUAGUCUUCUUGCAACAGCGAUUUUGGGAGCAGUUUCCUGGCAGCCAACAAAUGGAAUCUUCUUGAGCAUGUUUCUAAUUGUUUUGCCAUUGGAAUCCAUGGCUCAUGGCCUCUUCCAUGAAUUGGGUAAUUGUUUAGGAGGAACAUCUGUUGGAUAUGCUAUUGUGAUUCCUACCAACUUCUGCAGUCCUGAUGGUCAGCCAACACUGCUUCCCCCAGAACAUGUACAGGAGUUAAAUUUGAGGUCUACUGGCAUGCUCAACGCCAUCCAAAGAUUUUUUGCGUAUCAUAUGAUUGAGACCUAUGGAUGUGACUACUCCACAAGUGGGCUGUCUUUUGAUACUCUGCAUUCCAAACUGAAAGCUUUCCUUGAACUUCGGACUGUGGAUGGACCUAGACAUGAUACGUAUAUUCUGUAUUACAGUGGGCACACCCAUGGUACAGGAGAGUGGGCUCUAGCAGGUGGAGACAUACUACGCCUUGACACACUUUUAGAGUGGUGGAGAGAAAAGAAUGGUUCCUUCUGUUCUCGACUUAUUAUUAUAUUGGACAGUGAGAAUUCAACCCCUUGGGUGAAAGAAGUGAGAAAAAUUAAUGACCAGUAUAUUGCGGUGCAAGGAGCAGAGAUGAUAAAGACAGUUGAUAUUGAAGAAGCUGACCCGCCACAGCUGGGUGACUUUACAAAAGACUGGGUAGAAUAUAACUGCAACUCCAGUAAUAACAUCUGCUGGGCUGAAAAGGGACGCAUAGUGAAAGCAGUGUACGGUGUGUCAAAACGAUGGAGUGACUACACUCUGCAUUUGCCAACGGGUAGUGAUGUGGCCAAGCACUGGAUGUUGCACUUUCCUCGUAUUACAUACCCUCUAGUGCAUUUGGCAAAUUGGUUAUGUGGCCUGAACCUUUUUUGGAUUUGCAAAACUUGUUUUAGGUGCUUGAAAAGAUUAAAAAUGAGCUGGUUUCUUCCUACUGUGCUGGAUACAGGACAAGGCUUCAAACUUGUCAAAUCUUAAUUUGGACCCCAAAGUGGUAUAUUAUCAAGCGUUCACACUACCGGUUAUCACUAACUUGCCAUUUUUUGUAUGCUGUAUUUUUAUUUGUGGAAAAUACCUUGCUACUUCUGUAGCUGCCCUCACUUUGUCUUUUCUCAAGUAAUUAUGGUAUGUGUAAGGUGUUAGAGAAAAGCGUUAUUUUAUACUAAAAGUAUGUAGGGAAUCAUAAAUGCUGACUCCCUAAAUGCAUUAGAGAUGUUAACAACACACUUUUAGGAACGUUUGCAUAUAUGCCUCUGAUCAGAAAGAAAACAGUUGUCUAUGCUCUGCAGUGGCCAAUGAAGAAUUACUAAUGCCUUAUUUUCUUGGCAUACAUUAGAGAAUGUAGACCAGACAAAUUUGUUUACUAUUUUAAGAAAACUACCACUUUACUUACAAAAGAUUCUUUUCUCUGUACAGUAGUUUGAUUCAAGAUCAUUUUAAGGACUACAGAUGUUCUUCUUAGGAAAAGUCCUAUUCAAAAUAAAUGCAAAAUUUGCUUAAACUUCAUCACAUUCAGUCAGAUAUCUUGGUUGUGACCUGUUACCAAUGUGGCGGAGAAGCCCAAAUUACUUUUUAGGUCAAAACUUUCUUUAUGUAAGUAAUUGUUAAAAGGCCAGAGCCUACAAGUUGCUCCUUCAUGCAUUGGUGGGGGCCCCUGAAAACACUGGUAGUUUUAAGUCUUUCUCAGGGUAACAAUGUUUUCUUAAUGAACAAUGCUUCCAGCUACAAAUUUCUUCCAAAUAAAUUGUCUUCCAUUUUGAAAAUUACUCUUAUAAAAGAAAUUUGGCAGUUUUUCAUUUACUGAUUCCAUCUACCUUAAGUAUUCAGAAAAGAUUUUCAUCUCUGUAGAGUUAAUGCGCUGCCAUGAAAAUUAUUUUUCAAAUCCUCAUUAGUGAUAAUGCUUUUUGAAGGUCAAAGGAUAGGAAACAAGUCGUUUCUUGUAUACAUAUAAUGUAUUAUGUAAAACAGUAUUCAUAUUGGCAAUUUUAGCUAAUCGUAAUAAUAGUGUGGUUGUAAUUUUUUAAACUUAAUUCGGUGUUUUGUCAGAUUACAGCAGGCAUUUAAUCUCCUAAGAAGUAAUUCAUUUUUUUGUUCCCUUCCAAUAAUUGUUACAUUCUAAAUGUUCGUUUUUGAGAAAUAACAAGAGGGGAAUAUAAUUAAAUUGGAAAAUAAUCUAAUCUUUAUUGUUUAAAUGGUUUGAUGUCUCACCAUUGAAGCCAUUUUUCCAACCUCAAAGAAAAGAAGUAGCGCCUCUACCAUUUUCUUCCUGGCGACUUGAAAAUUGAAGUUUUAAGUUAAGAAGAAGUCAUUUGGUGUCAGGGAACUUGUAUACCACUAUCUAUGCAGCAUUGUUAUAGUCUGAUUAUUUCUAUGUUUUGAAUAUGGUUUUCCUAAUCCUCUGAAUAAAAUUUUGUUAAAAAUUAA